GAGGAUUUUAAUAGAAUGCUGUGGUUUCAAAAUUUACUUAGUUUUACCAAUGGCAUAUAUUGCUGUCGACAAUGAACAGUUAUUGCAGUUAUCGUAUUGGCAACAAAUCCGUAUCUAUUCAGCUGGUAUCUGGCAUAAUAUUGUUUUAUCCAUAUUCGCCAUUCUUCUUCUUGUCUCCAAUACUAUUUUACUGGCUCCAGUAUUUCAGAAAGGAAAUGGACUUACUGUUCUUCAUGUUGAGCAGCAUUCAAGUGCAUCACAGCCAGCUGGAUUUUCAAAAGGGGAUCAGAUUUUAUCCAUAAAUAAUUGUAUAUUGUAUGACGCUGAAUCUUGGAGUAAAUGCUUACAGAUACUAAAUUACUCUCCUCAACAAGGUUUUUGUGCUUUAGAUGAUUUCAUUUUACAAGAAAAUUCAGCACUUGAAGGUAGCAAAAGUUUGAACUGCUGUGGUAGUGAUUCUCGUCGUCUGUGUUUUCAAUACCUAAAUUCAAAGAAAAAUGCCACAGUGUGCUUACCUGCUCGGAAACUUGUUGAAAGGUCUUCUAGCUGUAAUAGAGAUCCCCUGAUAUGUAAAAAUAAUUUCUCUUGUUUGGUUCCUGUUCUUUUAAAUGCUUCACAAAGAUUUGUGGAAAUUAAAAGAAGAAAUAAAUAUUCUGUUUUGUACAUUGGAUCACUUGAAGAGCUUACUUUAGUUGUCACAGUUAGUUCAUGGACUUCAAAUUUUAGAUUUUUCUCUGUGACUUUUGUAGAAAUUUAUGAAACUCUGUUAAUGUAUAUUUUAGCAUUUUCAAGUGGCCUUGCAAUUAUAAAUACAGUACCUUGUUAUGGGCUUGACGGUGAAUACAUUUUUGAAAGUUUGGUUCAUUUAACUUUAUCGAAGCAUAUUCCUCGAGGUUCAGAUAGAAAUCUAAUUGUUAAAUAUAUUAAAAUAUUUGGAGUCAUUUUAUUGUUUAUUACCAUUAUUCAUACAAUUUUAAAUAUUACAUCGAAUUUCCAUUUCUCAUCUUUGUAAAUAUAAAUCAAAUUAAAUAAAUUACUUUUUUGGGUC
Stegodyphus dumicola is the source of this 1048-nucleotide messenger RNA. RefSeq names its product membrane-bound transcription factor site-2 protease (gene S2P). The record is from RefSeq and is a predicted model, not a curated record. Gene Ontology annotation, molecular function: protein binding; metalloendopeptidase activity. Gene Ontology annotation, biological process: membrane protein intracellular domain proteolysis; regulation of response to endoplasmic reticulum stress. Gene Ontology annotation, cellular component: cytoplasm; membrane. NCBI's taxonomy places the organism in Eukaryota, Metazoa, Arthropoda, Arachnida, Araneae, Eresidae.